Cephus cinctus (wheat stem sawfly) is the source of this 5103-nucleotide messenger RNA. RefSeq lists its product as uncharacterized. Lineage: Eukaryota; Metazoa; Arthropoda; Insecta; Hymenoptera; Cephidae. The transcript is spliced from 4 exons. The record is from RefSeq and is a predicted model, not a curated record. Bases 419 to 4450 code for a protein of 1343 amino acids.
UUCAAGAAUAUCGGCCCAUUGGCAAUCUCCCUAUUCAUCUCUGUUUGCACGAACCCUAAAAAUGAUUACACAAUUCUGGCUGUAAAAUAUAUAGUUCAGGUUUAGACGAAUGGUGCUCGUCCACAAGAUAUUACAGAUGAGUUUAUUGGUUUAUACAUUAUCAUACGAUUUAUGGCGAUCAUUGAGGAUUGGCCCUUAAUGCCGCCUGGCGCCAUUUUCUUGGUGUACCAAAGUGAAAUGCGGCGAACUUCAUUCUACGGCUCGUGUGUGUUUCUGUUUGCGCGAAAACGUGGAGGGUAAUAAUAAAAUUCAUGAAAGUAAUACGCAGAUAUAUAAUUUCGAUAAAAAGGAUCCACUAUUUUAGCUGUGAACUAUGAAAUAUUUGUUGUCGCGAGUGUGAUACAGCAAUAAGAGUUUUAUGUAUUUAGAUAUGGCUGAGAUAGCUAAUUCCUCUGUGUUUACAAACGGUGUAGUAUCUUCGGGCACCUCAGAUCUUCUCCAGCGAGCCUUCCAGCAGGUUGUGGAUGAGGAGGAUAACGAGAAUGAUUUUGUUGCGUUUUUGCAAACUGAUAGCAAUGAAUCGCAGACAAUACAUUUGACUCAAGCGCAAGCCGCUGCACUAGGGUUAACCUUCGAGGUUGACUCGAGUGAAGAAGCUACCGAGGAGAUAUCCUAUCAGCAAGAACAGACAGGAAUGUACUGUGAUUUACAACAGGACCUUGAUGCACAUGAUGUUAAUGAAGUAAAAGAAGGAGAUUCUUCACCUACUUCGAAUACCAUUAAUAUUGAUCAUAUUAGUUUUCAAUCUAAUCUUGAACACAAUAAUGGAAUUAAACAUGUUCAGAAAUCAGAAUCUAUCAGCUUUCAAGAUUGGCCUACACAAGAUGGUAUACAAGAAGAGUCACUGGUUGAAGAAAGUAUCAAUCAAGAUAUAUCAAUGGAGGAAAUGGAAGUAUGUAAUGCUGAGAACUCUGUACAGGAUAGGAUACUAAAACAGUCGAAUAAUAUUGGUCAAAAGAAUAUUAAUUCACAAACAUUCCUUGCGCAAGAAAAAGGGAACACUAUUGGUUUGGAAGAGGCACAAGUCGUGAAUACUACAGAAAACAAUAUACAGUAUAGUUUUGAGGGAAAUCAAAUACAGGCUGCACAACUUGGAAGCAUCCCAAACUCUCAAGCACAAAUACUGCAAAGAUUACCAGUUAUCUUGUCCUCCUCACAAUUUAUUUUAAAACCACCACAGACUUUAUUAAAACCUGCAAAAAAUAUCAGGAUUCUUCCUAAUACAAGUAAAAUCACUAAUAGCACUAUUAAUACAGUGCAUUCAAUUAAUAAUUCAAGUCAAAACUCAAUUUUGCUGCCUAAAACAACAUUAUUAAACACAUUAUCACCACAGAUUAUUAAAGCAACACCUAUUACACAAUUACUAAAUACUAACAAUAUUUCUGCACAAUUAUUAAACACGUCGCAAAUACUGGCUGGUGAUAUUUCAAACCCAGUAAUAAACACAUCGCAUAUUUCUGCCUCAGCUGUUAAUGGAACACCCAUGUCAACUCAAAAUGUAUUGAAUUCGCAAAUUCGUUUAUCUCCAGCAGUAAAAUCAUCACAGGCUUCCAUACAAAGAGGCAACGUUCAACAAUUUCUUACUCCAAUUCUGAAAAACACAUCUAAUACCUCCCAGACAAUUAAGACAAGUCAAAUUUUAACAAAUGCUAAUUUAAAAACAGCUAUUUCUACACCGUUUUUGAAAUCAGUACAAAUACCAGCACAAAUGUUGAGAUCGUCUGCAAGUACUAUUAAAGGUACAAAUGCAACCUCUACGCUAUUAACGAAAACUACUGCAAAUACGAGCUCGCCGGUUGUCUUCAGAACAGCAUCUAUUGUAAAAUCUCAAGACUUAAAAACAGCCACCACAUGUUCUGCAUCCACCUUGAGACCUACGCAAAUGAUAUCGAGUCCUAUAUCAAUUUUGAAGCCACAAGCAAAAGUUGCAUUCAGUAAUUCCACAAAGCAGAAUUUGAUGCUUAACUCACAGAAUGUUGUAAGCAGCAUUUCAAGUAAUCUCCACACACCUACGACGGCUCAGACUCCAGUGGUAAAUCCUUCAAAUGAUUUUGACUGCAUAAAACCACCUCAAAAUGGUACUGUCAAGCAGAAAUCAACUGUUCCAGUCAAUUGUACAGCUGUAAAAAUUGGCAAGAAAGCAAAAAUUGUCCCAACACAAAAACCUACAGCUGUGACAACAGAAAAAAAUGACACCACUAAGCCUUUAGGAUCCAGUGAAAAUCCAAUACAAAUCGUUCAACAAGGACACAUGUUUCAUAGUAUGCAGAGACUAACUCAGUCACAACUCAAGCAAAUCACUCAUGUAUUACAGCAACGUAGUCAAGAAGUAACAAUGCCUAAUGAAAGAAUUGUAUAUAGAGUGGUAUUUCCGGAAGAAUUGGAUUUGCGGACCAGAACACCUGGGACUCUAUUGAAAGGUCGUGGUGGAAAAAGAGGUAGACCCAAAAAGAAUGCUGUGAGGCCACCUACUUUGCCGUCGAAAUCAACAACGCUUCCUGAGGACGAUCAAGAAGAGAUCAAGGAUGAACGUAAAAAGGUUGUUGCCAGAACAAGAUCUGGCAGAUUAUCUAGACCACCCAGACACAUGGUACGUGAUUACAAACAUUUACAUCAUCUAGACUUCAUGCAGCCUGAUUUGGAUGACUCCGAUGGAGGAUACAGUGACUACAAUACUAAUAGCGACAAGUUGGAAGAUGAAGAAUCACCCAAGGAACUUCUCACGGGUUUAGAAGUCCCAAAACGCAAAAUAUCAGAUCACUUUAGGUGUCCUACGUGUAACAAAAUUUAUCUGGGCAGAACGCGCAUGGCUAGACAUUUUGAAAUGCAUCCAGAUCAUGGAAGUCCAGAGCAACUUCCACCACCGACACUGGAACCAGAACUAAAACAGACUCCUGCUCAAGAUCCUUUAAAGCGCAAAGGGAAAAAACGUGGACCCUGGGCUUACGUCACGCCGGAAGCCAAAUCUGAAAGACGUCAAGUCAAAUUAAAGGAAGCUAUUUCCGUCUGUGAAAAUCUUGAAAUAAUAAAAAUCGCAGCUAAACCAGUGCUCAAUGCUAAGUCAUUGUUCGAGUUGUUGAUAUUAAAAUCGGAUAACAACGUGAGGACAUUCCUGGAUGAGUUGAAAGAAUUGAUGAAUAAAAUUCGAGAAAAGGCUGGUGCGAUGUUGACUGUUGUUAGAGAUGUGGACAAACCAGACAAGGAUGUAAUUAACCUUACUGAAGAGUUACUUUGCGAUGCUCUUGGACUUAAUCCGGGGCGUUACAAGAUAAAUAAUGGAGCUCUUAAGAAAGAAGAGGAAACUGUAACAGCGAGUAUUGAAGAACCCCCCUUGAAGUUGCAAAAGGUAGAGAAUUCAGAGGAAGGUAAGGAAAAUAUUGAUGAGAGAUUGUCCAGUGGAUUUUCAGAAAGCUCGGAUCUUAGUGUAUCUGAAUUUUUGACCGAGAGGAAAACUGAUUCCGGGGUGAGUUCGAAUUGUCCUGAAGUACUCACGGCUCUCACAUUAAUGCCGCGAAAUCCCAGUCAAGUGAACAACAACGAGAAUUCUAAAUCAAGUAGCCAUAUUUCGAAGCUAUUGAUCUCCAGUCCGAGUAUUCAAAAUAAAUUAACCGAUUCCUCUGGAUUCCAAAAAAUCGAUAUGAACAGCAGUAAGGUUGGAGAAAACAUAGAAAAUGCAAGUUGCUCUCAAGUAUUUGACAAAUUGGAUAGUUUCGGACAGGAAAAAUUGGAGCCUCUCGAACAAGCUUUUAUCAAGCUAGAACGCAUGGAUCAUGAUUUUGUGAAGAUAGAAAAUGGUACGAUUGGUAUUUACGAAAAACAGAAUUCACAGAGUUUUAAUAAAAUUCAAAAUAAUUUUGAUAACAUUGAAAAUGGCUCACAGAAUUUCACCAAAGGAUUCCAAAAGUUGGUAUCCAAAACAGUUUCAAUCAGCUGCUCCGACUUAACGGGCGCCAAGACUGAGGGAAUGUCAUUAGAAAAUAGUUCCUCCAAAUUAUUAUCAACCACGGCAAUUUGCAAAAUCUCAGACAGUUUGCCAAUUUUACAAGACACUGUACCAAUAAUUUCCAGCGGUUGUGAUUCCAGUAUAUUUGGUAGUACAGAGAAUCUGGACAUAUCGAAAAUUAGUAACUAUGAUCACAUUACUCAUUUAGAUAUCCUAAAUACCAGUGGUGUAAUUGACAAAAAUUUAUUGAUCGAUGAAAAACUGGUCGAACAAUUACAUUUAGUUGAUCAAACAAAUUUAGUUGAUGAGUUAGUGUCGGAACGAUUAAAAAACAUAAUGCCUGAUAAUAUUUUGGAGAACAGUUUGAUGCCAAACAAUUCCAAUUUGGAUACAGAUUUAGAUUUUGAAGCAUUGAGUGAGGAAUUUAACAGAAAUACCAGGAGUUGAUUCUUGGGAUGCAUUUCCAUAAUUCCUCCUGUAGAGUACAGAAGUUCUUGUACAGUGUAUAGAAGAAAAUGAUGGCAUUUUUUCACGACUACUUGUAGAUGAUGGUAUAAAGAUAUCUCUCAUGAAAUAAUCCCCUUUGAAUAAGAAACCUAUUUUUUCAUUUUGUCCUAUUACUUUUGUACAUGUUGAUUGAGAUAUCAAGCGACAAAUAUUCGUAAAAACGUUAUUGUUAUGCUCCUGUAUAUAAACACGAUACUUUUAUAUAUUUUUUUUUAAUAUGUAAAUCCAGUGAUCCACAAAGACAUAAAACGGCCUUUUUAGAAGGAUCGAUAUUUUUAUCUUUGGAUAUAAUAUCUAAUCAAUCAGUUUGGUAUUUUACUAAGAUACUUUGAUCAUUGGAUCCUGUGACCUAACGUUAUAUUUAGUUUAGAUGCUAUUAAGUUAUUUCUGUAAAUAUUCUGUAAAGAAAGAUAAAAAGUACGUUUUAUUCUACACUGUGGUACAUAUAAUCAGAAUUCAUAGUUUCAUCGAAAGAUAAUCUGUCUCAUAUUUGUUACGUGGAAUUGAUCAUAUACAGCAUAGUGAGAUUAGUUACAGUGAACAGUCAAAAGAUUAAGAAAAACAAUUUAUAAAUAAAAUCUUUUAUUUAAGUA